CUGCUUUGUCUCUCUGGAGUCUUCUGUAUGUUUUUCGACGGGCCUUGAGCGCGCUCGCAAUUCCCUCCUCAACCCCGCCUCUCUAACGGAUUCCUGCGUCCCCCCCACUCCCAUGGUUCCCUUCAAUCUCUCCUUCGUUCGCCACUUUAACGCACCGUGCCUCGUUUUAAAGCCAUUACUCGGCCAUUUUCGUGGACCCUUGCGUAGUCUCAUAGGCGGAGCGUUUUUUUUGUUUUUUUUUGUUUUGGACAUGCGAUGUCGUUUGCCGUGGUAAAGAGACUGCAUGUUGGUAGUGUUCGGUAGAACGAGGGAUAGGGAGAGAGAUAGAGAUAGAGAGAGCGAGAGAGUGCGGCAUUGGUGAGCCUGACGCUGUGGACGAGCAGGCGUUGUGGAACUUGAACGAAUCUUCACCUGAGAGGCGCUCUUACAAUUUUUUUGCGUGAGCCAUCUCCACAGAUGGGCAGGCAUAGAGAGGACUUUCUAGGGACGAUCGAGAAUGGAUUGUACUGGGAAGCGCCGGUGUUGAAUCAAUGCCGUGACCACAAUAACGGUAUUGGUAACGGGUGUGUGCAUUACGUUAGUAGCUUCAAAUCCAGAAGUAUGUUCAAUGGCAGGACGAGUAAUUUGGAGAGAACGAGUACAGCGUCGGCGGGGAAGAGUGGGAAGUGGCCCAGCGCUUACCGGAUACUUAUUGCUGUUCUGGUGGUUUUAUUCCUGAUUGGCACUGUCACUCAUGGAUUCGUCUUCCUUCUGUUUGGCUAUACCGACUUGCAAGUGGAUUCCCCGAAGAUUUUUCCAACGGUUUUUGCAUCGGAACAGGAAACACCGAACGACGACGUGAAAUUUGUGCCGCGCAACAUAGUGGAGAGAUUGUUGUUAUCAAAAGGAAAAGUCACCGUCGCUGAUUUGAGGAAAGAAAAAAGAUUUCCUGUGCGACCUCCGCGGCUUGCCUUGGUUUGUCCCAACCUUGUCCGGAAUCCGCUCUCUUUGUAUGUCCUUACUCUUGCAACAGGAUUGCAAGAACUGGGCUACGACUUAGAGGUGCACACUCUGAGAGAUGGAGAGCUCCGCCCAGCUUGGGAGGCCUUGGGUGUGCCAGUCAGGCAACUGAGAAUUAACGUUCAGAACGUAACUAGUGUUGACUGGCUGAACUAUGAAGGUGUUAUUUCUUUUUCUGUCAACACGAAAGCUGUCAUAAAUAGUCUUGCGCAGGAGCCCUUCAGAAAUAUCCCAGUUGUAUGGGUAAUAAACGAGGAUUCCCUAGGCCGACGGCUCGAGGAUUACGGUUCCGCGGCUGCAGAGGGACUCAUCUCCGACUGGAGACAUAGUUUUAAAAGAGCAGAUGUAGUGGUUUUUCAAGACUAUGCACUAACGAUGGUUUACACCAUGCUGGACACUGGAAAUUUCUUCGUCAUUCCAGGAUCACCUCUAGAAGUGUGGACUGCUGAGAACUACAAAAUCACACAUUCUCGAGACAGCCUACGUGCACAGUAUGGGGUGCAUCAUGAUAGCUCCGUAAUAACUGUUGUGGGGAGCCCUUUCCUUUACCAUGGAUUGUGGAGAGAACAUGCUCUAGUCAUGCGUUCGUUAGCAAGAUCUGUGUCAACAUUCGGUGACGCAUCUACAAAAGGUGAUAGGCUUAUCCAGCUAUUUAUCAUUGGCCAUGGCAACCAAUCAAGCAGCUAUGGUGCUUCCUUGCAGAUUAUGGCAGAGCAUCUUGGGUUGAAGAAUGGCACAGUACGUUAUGUAGGUGCUGGUGAGGAUGUAACGGGCGUGGUGUGGAUGUCGGAUGCCGUUGUGUAUGGAUCAUUCCGUAAUGAACAGUCGUUUCCAUCGAUAUUGAGUCUGGCCAUGAGCCUUCAGCGGCCGGUGAUCAUACCCAACCGAAGAGUAUUUCGAGAGCAAAUUGUGGAUGGAGAAAAUGGCAUCUUGUUUCCUGUGGGGGAUGACGUGAAACUGAGUGAAGCUAUGGUACGUGUAUUAAGAAACAAAGCAGAAGCAGGUGCAUUGGCAUUGAGUGGGCAAAUGAAGGCUCAAAACAUGUGUGCUUUAAAUGUGAGUCUGAGUUACGGGGAGCUUCUGGAGAGCGUUUUGGAGUUUCCUGUCGAGGCAGAGCUACCGCGUCGACUGGAUGAAUCUGAGAAGAGUUUAAAAGAAGGAUGGCGUUGGGACUUAUUCUUCCCAGCUAAUGCUCCUCUCUGGGAGUACUUCCAGUCCCGGAUGCAGGGACCAAUGGUUGCAAAUGACGAUAUUGGUGGUAGUAUCAUCGAGGUUUUGGAGGAGCAGUGGAAUGUACAUAGUGGUGUAGUUCAGAAUUUUAGCGACAGCAUGGGAUUUGAUAGUUUGACCGAGGAUAACAAUAUUGCCAACGACUUUGUCACUGAUUUUGAUCUACACGAAGCCAAGGCAAUAGAAAAUGAGCUUGAAGCAGAACGAAUUGAACGAGAAGAGUUGCUUGAAAGGAAGAUUCUAUUGCAAUCUACUUGGGAGGAUAUCAGCAAAAUGGUGAAAAAAACUGAGGUUCACAAGGAUGAUUUGAAAGAAAGAUCCGAUGCAGAAAUCCAGCGCUCUGGACAACCUUUAUGUAUAUAUGAGCCAUAUCAUGGUACAGGUGCAUGGCCGUUCCUUCACGACGAGAACACUCUUUAUCGAGCCAUAAGUCUUUCCACACAUGCAAGGCGUCCGACAGAUGAUGAUGUUGAUGCCCAGGAACGGUUGCCUGGACUCUUGAACGACUCAUAUUAUCGCAAUGUUUUGUGCGAAUUUGGAACAUUUUUUGCGAUCGCCAACCGCAUUGACGUUGUCCACAAAAAUCCGUGGAUUGGCUUUCAGCCGUGGCGGGCAUCAAGCAGAAAUGUUGCAUUGACAGCCGCGGCUGAAGCUGCUCUGAUUGAAGCAGUGAGCACCGGGAGAGAUGGUGAUGCCGUCUACUUCUGGGCUCGAACUGAUGGCAAUGCUGGUACAUCAGGGGAGGGUUCUUUUGUAGAGCCAGCAGUUAAUUUCUGGACUUAUUGUGACUCUGUCAAUUCUGGGCAAUGCAGAGAGGCUUUUACUAUGUCGAUGAGGCGCAUGUAUGGCCUGCCUGAUAAUUGGACAUCUUUGCCGCCGAUGCCAGAUGAUGGUGGCACCUGGUCUGCCUUGCAUUCCUGGGCAAUGCCGACAUCAUCUUUUGUGGAGUUCAUCCUGUUUUCGAGGAUAUUUGUGGAUGCACUGGAUGCUCAGUAUUACGAAGAACAUCACUAUCUUGGAAAGUGUCGCUUUGCUAGUUUCCAGCGUGAGGGUCAGCAUUGCUACUGCCGGCUACUGGAAGGACUGGUCAACGUAUGGGCAUAUCACAGUGCCAGGAGUAUGAUUUAUGUGAACCCCAAAACAGGGGAGAUGGAAGAGCAGCAUGCGCUAGAAUCACGUCUUGGCAAUAUGUGGGUCAAAUUUUUCAGCUUGAGUACCCUCAAGACCAUGGACGAGGACCUUGCAGAGGCAGCUGAUGAUGGUGACCAUCCCAGGGCACGGUGGUUGUGGCCACAAACUGGUGAAGUAUUCUGGCAAGGAAUUUUUGAGCGUGAAAAAGAAGAGCGAUUGAGAUUAAAGCUGGAAAAAAAGAAAAAACUCAAGGAAAAGUUGGCUCGGAUGAGGAAUAAGACGUACAGGCAAAAAUCUCUGGGAAGAUACAUCAAACCUCCCCCGGGACUAGGAUACCUAUCUCCUUCCGGAUGAACUAGGCCAAAGUUGUCGUGGCAUCCAAAAUGAAGUCAGCAUCACCACUUUCUGGACAAAAUUACUGUCCUUGAGACUCACCAAUAUUUGCCGAGGAAGAAUCGAAAGCUGGAGAUUACAAUCCAGGUACUGGGCUCCAUCAAGUUUUAACAGAUUGUAACAACAGUCUACAUCCAAACAGUAACUGCGAAUGGUUGAUUGCUGUCUCUCGCUCGGCAGCUUGCAUGAAGUCGAUAUCCUUCCUUAGGGAGCUGCAGCUACUGGGAUCUUGGUGAUAAACACAAGAUUUCGGAAGAGCACAAAUUCAAGUUUGAGGUCCUGAAACUUAAUGAAUCAGGAUGUUCUGAGACAUGUUCUCCUGGCGACAUUCCUUCGGGAGAGUGGUUCCAAGAUCUGAAUAGUUGAUUAAUUUUACCUCGUGCGUGUUCUAUUGCAUCAUAUACCCAAAGUGCAGACUAAGAACUGACAGAAUUGAAAGAUGAAAACUCAGGUGGCAUUGCGGGCUUGUCUGAGAAACCAAACCAGAAAAGUUUUUCUAAAAUUUUCCCAUCGAAAGGGUGAGCGCUUGAAGGAAUGCUCCAUAAUGAUGUGGACUACAAAGGUACACAUUCUGCUCAGAAUCACAUUCCAAAUGGGGAGAUUUAACUAGAAAUUGUUCUGAUUGGACAUUGUACUGCUAGUUCUGAGGGUCGAUUUGAGCUUCUUCUGUAAGAAAAAAAAAGGAUUUUAACUGAAACUAGGAGGUUGUAAAUACAGGUCACUCUAUUUUGAGCUUGUUCCUUGCAAGCAUUCUUUUAAUCCGACUUUUCCGUUUUGGAAUCGUUGAGGGAACGAAAUACAUUUCCAGAUCAAGCUGUAUGCUGACAUGAAUCCUAUAUGUGAAGGCAGUGUUGCAGUGGUUGGGGAGUUUACUUAACCAUGGAGUAAACUUUUCUUGUUUGCAUUUUGCAAUUUAAUUUAAUCGGCGAUCCUGUGACCUAUUUAUCCGUUGACAAAAUUUUCGUGUACUGACUUCUUUUACAAUUUUUGUGGACUGAUUUUAAUAUACAGCACAACGAUGGGUUCGACAGAAGUAUUUGUAUAGGAAGUUUGCAUGUUCUGGAACUAAAUUUGCAGCAUGGCCAUUAGUUUUAUGAUUUCUUCUGCCGCAUAGUUCACAUGCUGCCCAAUCAUCCCCAUAUUUUCUCAGUGCUACAAAACAAGCUGGAUCUUACAGGUUCGGUUGACCAUUAUUUGUAAUGUGGACUUAACAAAUAAUUUGCUGCUAUUUUUCACUAAA
Molecule: messenger RNA, 4993 nt
Organism: Physcomitrium patens
Lineage: Eukaryota; Viridiplantae; Streptophyta; Bryopsida; Funariales; Funariaceae
Source: RefSeq, a predicted model, not a curated record